CUUGUUGUUGACAUGUGGAUAUACAGUCGGAAGAGGAAGGUGACAUUUUGAAUAAAAUAGAUGUUUUCAAGGUUGUGAAAAACAGCAAAGUACAGGGACGGACGAGGAAAACAGGAUAAGAUGUCUUCUCUUGGAAGAGUUUUAUCUGUCUUCAGAGAAGGGACACGACUCGUUAAUCGUGGACCUCAAAGAAUUGUAGUGCGAAGAGCAGGCGGUGGACCUCACAUAGAGGCCCAGUAUCGGCAAGCCCCUCAGCUCACUAGAAGCCAGCAAUUCCAAGCAGAACUACUCAGCGGUGCCAUGUGGUUCUGGAUUCUGUGGCACUGUUGGCAUGACCCAGAUGCAGUGCUGGGUCACUUUCCAUGGCCUGAUGCUUCUCAGUGGACAGAUGAAGAACUUGGGAUACCUGCAGAUGAUGAAGAGUGAGGAUCAUCCUUUCAUGUGCCGGAUUCCAGCUGGACUAACUGGUGCAGUUGUUCAUCAGUCAGUAUUGUAAAUAGACUAAUAAAGAAAUAUGGAUUUAUCCCA
Messenger RNA from Paramormyrops kingsleyae, 528 nucleotides. RefSeq names its product NADH:ubiquinone oxidoreductase subunit B2 (gene ndufb2). Gene Ontology annotation, cellular component: respiratory chain complex I; mitochondrial inner membrane. Gene Ontology annotation, biological process: mitochondrial respiratory chain complex I assembly. The record is from RefSeq and is a predicted model, not a curated record. Lineage: Eukaryota; Metazoa; Chordata; Actinopteri; Osteoglossiformes; Mormyridae.